This is a messenger RNA of Linepithema humile (Argentine ant), 4196 nucleotides long. It is a transcript of the gene ValRS, whose product is annotated as Valyl-tRNA synthetase. NCBI's taxonomy places the organism in Eukaryota, Metazoa, Arthropoda, Insecta, Hymenoptera, Formicidae. The record is from RefSeq and is a predicted model, not a curated record. Gene Ontology annotation, biological process: valyl-tRNA aminoacylation. Gene Ontology annotation, cellular component: cytosol. Gene Ontology annotation, molecular function: ATP binding; valine-tRNA ligase activity; aminoacyl-tRNA deacylase activity.
UGCUUCCCCUACUAGUAGUAGGCUACCACGGAGCCCUGGUGCUUGCCGGCUCGAGUUUGCAUCACUGGUACACUUUGAUCUAUGGCGUAAAAUUAUGCGCUGACACAACGUGGUUAGCUUUGCAAUCUUUGAAUCUCUUUCGUAAGCCGGUUUGUCAUUCGAGUGUAAAACAGGAUAGAUAAGUGAUCUCUUUUUGUAAGAAAACAAAGAAAGAAAAUGGUUGGUGUAAAUAGUGACGAGACUGUGAUUGCGGAAAAUGGCCCUCAGAAAACGGCUAAGCAACUACAAAAGGAGGCUAAGAAAUUGGCCAAGUUGGAAAAAUUUAAACAAAAGCAGGAAAAAAAAGAAACUGAAAAACCGGCGAAUGUGAAAGAAAAACCAGAAAAAAAUGAUAAGAAGAAGGAGACUGCAUCAAACUUGUAUAUUAUUAAUACAGCACCUGGGGAUAAGAAAGAUGUUACAUGUCCAAUGCCAAAUACGUAUAAUCCGCAGUAUAUAGAAGCUGCAUGGUAUGCUUGGUGGGAAAAAGAAGGUUUUUUUAAACCAGAAUAUGGAAGGAAAGAUAUUUUGGAGGAAAAUCCGAAAGGAAAGUUUAUAAUGGUAAUACCACCACCUAAUGUAACUGGUCAUUUGCAUCUUGGGCAUGCUUUGACUAAUGCUGUGGAAGAUGCUAUUACUAGAUGGAAUCGCAUGAAAGGUCGUAUGACACUUUGGAAUCCAGGCUGUGAUCAUGCAGGUAUUGCCACUCAAGUGGUUGUAGAGAAAAAACUUUGGAAAGAAGAAAAAAAAUCUCGUCAUGAUAUUGGUAGAGAAGAAUUUAUCAAAAGAAUAUGGCAAUGGAAGCAAGAAAAGGGUGAUAGAAUUUAUUUGCAAUUAAGAAAAAUAGGUGGUUCCUUUGACUGGAGCCGUGCCUGUUUUACAAUGGAUCCUAAAUUAUGUAGAGCUGUGACAGAAGCGUUUGUGCGUUUGCACGACGAAGGUAUUAUUUAUCGCAGCAAUCGUUUAGUUAAUUGGUCAUGCGCUUUAAAGAGUGCGAUAUCGGAUAUUGAGGUUGACAAAAUGGAAUUAAGCGGUCGGAUCCUACUUUCUAUACCUGGUUAUGAGAACAAAGUAGAAUUUGGUGUUCUGGUAUCUUUUGCCUAUCAAGUUAUUGAUUCAGAAGAUAAAAUAAUUGUAGCGACUACACGCAUUGAAACUAUGCUAGGAGAUACCGCUGUUGCAGUACAUCCAAGUGAUAGCAGAUACAAGCAGUACAUCGGAAAAUACGUGCAGCAUCCAUUUUGCAAUAGACUUAUACCCGUUGUAGCAGACGAAUUUGUCGACAUAGAGUUUGGCACUGGUGCUGUAAAAAUUACACCAGCUCACGAUCCAAAUGAUUAUGAAGUGGGCAAAAGGCACAAUCUACCAUUUAUAAAUAUUUUUGACGAUGAUGGCAAUAUUAUUGGGAAUUAUGAAAAAUUUACGGGAAUGAAAAGAUUCGAAGCCAGAGUGGCUAUUAUUAAGGAACUGACAGAGAGAAAUCUGUUGAUCGCAAUAAAAGAUAAUCCAAUGGUAAUACCCAUUUGUAGCCGAUCGAAAGAUGUCGUUGAACCUCUUAUGAAACCACAAUGGUAUGUCAAGUGUGACGAAAUGGCUGCGCAAGCUAGAGAAGCAGUGAACUCAGGUGCACUGAAAAUAAUUCCAGAGCAGUUUAAGAAAACUUGGUAUAUCUGGAUGGAUGGUAUCAGAGACUGGUGUAUUUCACGUCAGCUCUGGUGGGGACAUCGCAUUCCUGCUUAUGCAAUUAGGUGUAUUAAUUCUCACAUGAACGCAAACAAGACAGAUGAAUAUUGGGUAAGUGCGCAUUCUGAGGCUGAAGCCAGAGAAAAAGCAGCUAAGAAAUUAGGUAUUGAUAUAAACGACAUUAUAGCGGAACAAGAUCCUGAUGUAUUAGACACUUGGUUCUCUUCUGCUCUUUUCCCAUUCUCCAUUUUUGGUUGGCCAGAUGAAACUCCUGAGCUUAAGGCAUUUUAUCCAAGUACACUGCUAGAAACUGGUCAUGAUAUACUCUUUUUCUGGGUGGCUAGGAUGGUUUUUAUGGGCCAAAAACUGUUGGGACAAUUGCCUUUCAAAGAAGUGUACCUGCAUGCGAUGGUGAGAGACGCACAUGGAAGAAAAAUGAGCAAAUCCUUGGGAAAUGUAAUAGAUCCUAUGGAUGUGAUUAAAGGAAUAUCAUUAGAAGAUCUUCAAAAACAAUUGCUAGAUUCGAACUUAGACCCGAAAGAGUUGGAACGAGCUCGGGAAGGUCAGAAACGCGAUUAUCCGCAAGGUAUUCCUGAAUGUGGUACAGAUGCUUUGCGAUUUGCUCUUUGUGCUUAUACCACUCAAGGACGGGAUAUAAAUCUCGAUAUACUCCGUGUACAAGGGUAUAGAUUUUUCUGCAACAAAAUAUGGAACGCCAUCAAAUUUGCACUUACCUAUCUCCAAUCGGAGUUUAGAUAUGACACAAAUGACACAAAUAACAGGAAACAUAAUAGUGCCAAUUACAUCGACAUGGCUGGAGACGAUAAGUGGUACCAAUGGGCUCUGAAUGAAUCAUGUGUACAGGAGGCGCUAAAUAAUUAUUUAGCAGAUUAUUCGUACCUCGAGGGUUAUACACCUUCGCAACUGGACUCGAAAGUUUACCAAUCGAUGAAAGAAUUAAAUAUUGAUUUCACAAAUCAUCUGCAUCUCAAACGUUGGUACAAUCAUAUGGCAACAUUUACGGAUGAAGAAAAAGCUGUUCUUCGUGCGGAACAAAAUAAAAUUAUACCGCAACUCACGUACAAGUAUCAAAUAAACAAUUACGAUGCGUUUGAGUUAGUUGGGAAUGAAACCGAUGUAGAUUUAUGGAUGCUGUCGCGUCUCAGUUACGCUGCCAGGACUUGUGACGAAGCGAUAGCGCAAUAUGACUUUGCGUUAGCCACUUCCACCUGUUACAAUUUAUGGUUGUACGAUCUGUGCGAUAUUUAUCUGGAGUAUCUUAAACCGAUAUUUCAAAGUGAAGAUAUUGCGGCUAAAGUAACAGCGCAAAAAGUAUUAUUUAAAACAGUGGACGUAGGAUUACGUUUAUUGAGUCCAUUUAUGCCGUUUAUAACGGAAGAGCUGUAUCAACGUUUACCUCGUGAAACACAAACAUAUGCAAGUAUUUGUGUAAGUCCAUAUCCGAACGGUGCUGAGUGUCACUGGAGGAAUCAAAAGAUCGAAAAAGACAUUGAUUUUGUGCAAAAAGUAAUUAAAAACAUUAGAUCUGCCCGCGCGACUUAUAAUUUACCUAAUAAAACGAAAACCGAAGCAUUUGUCACGUGUAACGAUCCAGCUCUGAAGGACAAGAUUAUGCAAUAUAAAUUGCUCAUAGAGACUCUGGCGUAUUCGACUCUUAGCAUGGAAAAGCCACCAAUAGGAUGUGCUAUCAUCACCGUAACCGAUAAAAUUCAAGUACAUCUCUUACUCAAGGGUUUAAUUGAUCCAAAGAAAGAGUUAGAGAAACUGCAAAAGAAACAAGGACAACUGAACGAGAUUAUACAGAAGUUAAAGCAGGAUUUAGCUGUGCCCGAUUAUGACUUGAAAGUGCCCUUCGAUGUUCAAAAGAAUAAUAAAGAAAAAUUGACGAACACCGAAGGCGAAUUGCAACGAAUAAUCGAUGCGCUAGUGGUCUUACGAACAAUGUAAAAAGUAAAUCCAUAGACAAAUUUGUAAAUCCUAAAACUUUUUCUGUUCGUAAUUAUAUGUAAGUUACUUAUUUUUAUAUAAGUUACUUAUUUAUUGAACUAUUUAAUAGUAAGUAACUUAUUUAUUGAACUAUUUAAUCGAAAAAGGAAUUUAGUUAAAAAUUAUUUUCGUACUAUCCUCUUCAAGCUAUAUUUAAAUUAAAUAUAUGGAGCGAGGAUGUCCCGAAAUAAUCGAAAACUGCUUUCAUGAAGCAGGGAUGAAUUCUUUCGUAAUGUAUUCAGCAAAUAGUACUGCACAGAGAAGAAAGAAUAGUGUUAACUCAUUGCGUUGGAAUCACGUAAUCUUCUAUACGUUUGCUUGUAAACCAAAAUCCAGCAUGUCUUAGCAACACACUUGCUCUUUUGAUACAAAUAUAAUGGUUAGGACUCAAAUUCGAACGUUUAUAUAUGUUGAAUUGUUUGAUCAAUUCCAAUCCAACAAAAAAUAAGCAUCGAGUUCGGACAUUU